AUGAUUGACGUAAUCUGCCUUCUACUCAUCCUAAUGAUCAUUCACCUUUCGAUCGGUUGUAAAAGUAAAGGCGCCGCUGGUGACGAAUCUGAAGUGCAGUCGACGAAAUCUUCGCAAGAACUUCCGAAGGAGUCGAAAGAAAAGCCUCCACCUUCAUUAAAGCUCGCGACUUGCUUAGAUGAUGAUCACCUCGAAGUACGCCCAACCCAGGCAGAUGAUGACGAUAAUCCAGAACUAGGGGGCAAAAUAUGGGAAGAAGCUGGUGACAUUGAGGUAGACGCGAUGGGCGUCACAGUGGUUUCGAAAGAGCCCAUAAAGGGAAAGGAGAAGCUAAAGGAGAUCGUUGUGGCAAAGAAGAAGGAGGCUGAAGAGGUAAAGGUUGAAAAACCUCGAGAAAAAGAGGAAAAGAAGGAGGAAGAGAAGAAAAAGGAAGAGGAAGAAAGUCAACCAAAGGCUAAGAAGAAAGAACCGGAGGAUAUGUGGGACCUUUUCAAGGAAUUGCAAGAAACUCAACCGGACUUGAUUGAAUACAGUUCGAUCAUAGCACCAGUGACGUUUGAUAUGAUGGCACAGAAGGGGGGCGAUCUCAAAGCAGGUUCACUUGGCGAUCUGCUCAGCCAGGUUAACAAGGCCAAAUCAGCAAGAAAAGAGCGCGAAAAGAACAACAAAACAAAUAACGUAAAGCGAGUGGCCCUUGAGCGGCCGAAAGCGGAGCAAAUGGUUGCUGAGCCUAAGCCUUCAGAGUCAGCGAAAGAACUUCUCGAAACACCUUCAGCUCCAACUCCUGUCAGACUAGCCAUAUCGCUGAAUAAAGCACCUUCACCGAAAACGAGCACCACGCAAAAAGCCAAGAGUGAAAUAGUAAAAGGGACUUCGGACAAAAAAAGCAAAAAGUCGGCUAAAGUUGGGAAGAAAGGCAAAGAAACCACGAAGAGGCUCGCUGUUAUUAAAGAGAAAGCAGAGAAAAAAACGGCGGCCAAACCUGCUGGUUCGAACAAGACGAAGAAAAAAGGGAAAAAGAAAAAGUGA
Cooperia oncophora is the source of this 1029-nucleotide messenger RNA. NCBI's taxonomy places the organism in Eukaryota, Metazoa, Nematoda, Chromadorea, Rhabditida, Trichostrongylidae. The record is from the annotation of a GenBank genome assembly.